Molecule: messenger RNA, 1299 nt
Organism: Arachis stenosperma
Lineage: Eukaryota; Viridiplantae; Streptophyta; Magnoliopsida; Fabales; Fabaceae
Product: transcription factor MYB12-like
Exons: 3
Coding region: 143-1141 (332 amino acids)
Source: RefSeq, a predicted model, not a curated record
UUUCUAAGUUAGCUACCUGACAAACCCAACAUUUUCACAUUUUUCACGCUCUUAACCUUAGCCACCACAUUAUUUGUUGUUACUUGUUUCCCACUUAGCCAUCCUUCCUGUCCUCAAUUGUAGUUGCAGGAGGUAUAGAAAGAUGGGAAGGGCUCCCUGUUGUGACAAGGUGGGACUCAAGAAAGGCCGCUGGACAAAAGAGGAGGAUCAAAUCUUGACCGACUACAUUCAAGCCAAUGGAGAAGGUUCUUGGAGGGCUUUGCCUAAAAAUGCUGGGUUACUAAGAUGUGGCAAGAGUUGCAGACUGAGAUGGAUCAACUAUUUGAGAGCUGAUCUCAAAAGAGGAAACAUCUCUAUUGAAGAGGAAGCCAUCAUCACUAAGUUGCAUGCUUCUUUUGGCAACAGGUGGUCACUGAUAGCAAGUCAUUUACCAGGCAGAACAGACAACGAGAUCAAGAACUACUGGAACUCUCACUUGAGCAGGAAAGUUUACAGCUUGCCAGCCCCAAACGACAAAGACACAACCACUUGCGCCACCGCCACUGCCAUUCCCAAGAUCUUGGAUACACCUCCGAAGCGUAAAGGUAGCGGCAAGACCAGCAGGUGGGCCAUGAAGAAGAACAAAAGCACCUAUUCGCCCCCAAUCCAAACCCAGAAGCCUUCAUCAGAGGAGGAGGGAAGAGGAGAAGUAAGUGAAAAAAUGAUGGAGUGUGAGGAGGGGAGCAUUGAUGAUGGUGGGGUGUUGAGUUUUAAUGACAUAAUGGAGUCAAGUUGCAUGCAGCAGCUGGAUGAUGAUCAUCAACCAUGUGGCCUUUCCACCGUUACUACUGCUGGGGUCCCAAAUGAUGACACGUGUCCCAACACUACUACUACUACAACAACAACAGGGGAGGCAUCGCAUUCUAACUGCUCUUCCAAUAACUCCAUGGCUUCUGGGUUAGAGUUAGAUGAUAGCUAUUGGGAGAGCGUGUUGGAGUUGAAUAAUAAUAGCACCGAUGAGUCCUCCUGGGAGCACAGUACUGAAGCCUUGUUCAAUUGGCUGUGGGAAGAUCAUCACUUGGACAAGCUUGGAGGACAUCAUGAUGAUGAUGAUGAUCACAAACAAAAUAAUGCCAUGAUGGUUGAUUGGUUUCUCUCCUGAUUAUAUAUUAUCUUCUUCUCUGUUUUUUUAUGUGAAUUAUAUGCUAGUAAGUUCUCGUUAUGUUGGAUUUGGGAAACUAAAAACUAUAAGCUACCCAUGGUACCAUUUUCUGUUUAGGGUAGAAUCUAAUUACUAAUUAGACACAGCUUUCUUUAUCA